CAAUCACCCGCCGAGGCAUCGUCACUACUUUCGCCCGUACCACCCACCAUAACACCAACCUUAGGCUUUUGCUAUACCUUCUGUGUACCGGCUUUCCAUUUACACGUACCAGCGAUCCCGUAUCUGCGAACUCAAGCAUCAUGUCCACUGCCGCCCGCCGUCGCCUCAUGCGCGAUUUCAAGCGUAUGCAGACUGACCCUCCAGCUGGUGUAUCUGCCUCCCCCAUAGCCGACAACGUCAUGACCUGGAAUGCAGUCAUCAUAGGUCCAGCCGACACACCGUUUGAAGACGGUACCUUUCGCCUUGUCAUGCACUUUGAAGAAGCCUACCCGAACAAGCCUCCUGGCGUAAAGUUUAUCAGUCAAAUGUUCCACCCAAACGUAUACGGCACAGGCGAGCUGUGCUUGGAUAUCCUUCAGAACAGAUGGUCGCCGACGUACGAUGUUGCGGCGAUUCUGACAAGUAUCCAAAGUUUGCUAAACGAUCCCAAUACCUCGUCGCCGGCGAACGUCGAAGCGUCCAACUUGUACAAGGAGAAUCGAAAAGAGUACACGAAACGGGUCCGGGAAACGGUCGAGAAGAGCUGGGAGGACUGAUCUCACCGUACCGCUCGGUGGACGAACGAGAUGAUGGUAUGAUAUGAUAUGGCAUGGGCGUGGAGUUACUCUGGUUGAGCCAAGACAUUGUAUUGUAUUUGGAGUUAGCAGGCGUCUGCAUAUGGGCUAUUACAGCAAGGCGUUUUGGACUACUACAGAUCUACUUUGUAGCAGUCUUGACAAUCGAUGAAUUCGAACAAUUCUCUUUCGUCGAUCCUUUGGCACCAUAUUGCACCAUGCUGAAGGUGCACGUAAUGGACAGCUGUACAUGAAGGCGAAGAGAGACC
Molecule: messenger RNA, 883 nt
Organism: Boeremia exigua
Lineage: Eukaryota; Fungi; Ascomycota; Dothideomycetes; Pleosporales; Didymellaceae
Product: ubiquitin-conjugating enzyme E2 2
Exons: 4
Coding region: 141-596 (151 amino acids)
Biological process (GO): DNA repair; protein polyubiquitination; proteasome-mediated ubiquitin-dependent protein catabolic process
Cellular component (GO): HULC complex
Molecular function (GO): ubiquitin conjugating enzyme activity
Source: RefSeq, a predicted model, not a curated record